AGUUGUGAGAUUGAGAUCUUCGCUGUGCCUUCUUCCACCAAACUUAAAGCUACGACUCCAGGAAUUUGAUGUUGGGCAUGACAUCAUAUUUUAAAAGGCGCUUUGCUGACGAUGAAAUCGAGAGCGCGUGGAUUGAUUUUGAUUCUGCGAGAAGAAGAAGAAGAUCAUGGCUGCCAAAACACCAGACCAAGUUUUCAUCGCCAACAAGCUGAUUCACAUGUACGGAAGCGCCGGUCGGGUGAAAGAUGCACGGAUUGCGUUCGACGGCAUUGCUUUGGGCGACAGGAACGUUUACACCUGGGUGCUGAUGCUCUGUGCAUAUUCCCGAAAUGGGUAUAUUCGCGAGUCCCGGGCUACGUUUGACGAGAUGCCUGAGAAGAACAUGGUGGCGUGGAAUGCCAUGCUAGCUGCAUAUGCCCAAAGCGGGCACUUUGAAGAAUUUGAAAUUCUCUUUGGUGAGAUUCCCAUGUGGAACGUUGUUUCUUGGAACACAUUGCUAGCGGCAUACUCCCAGAGCGGAAGCAAACAGAAGUCGAAGAUUGUUUUUGACUCGAUGCCGGAGUGGAACUUAAUCUCCUGGAAUUCACUGCUUGCUGCGCAUACCCAAAACGGGCAUCUUAAACAGGCGCGAACAGUUUUUGAUGGAAUGCCAGCACGAAACUUUAUCUCGUGGACUACACUUUUAGCAGGAUACGUGCACCAUCAAAAGGUCGCGGAGGCCAACAAUGUUUUUAUGUCUAUGCCACAGCACGACAUGGUGUCUUGGACUCUGAUACUUACCGCAUAUGCCCGUCUCCGACAUAUGCGAAAGUGCGUAGAAAUCUUUCAUACCGCGAGGCAAGUGGAUCUCACGUUUUGCAACGCUAUGUUAACUGCGUUUUCUCAGGUUGGAGAUGUUAAAGGUGGCAAAUGCUUUUUUGAUACUAUGCCUCAGCAUGACAUGGUGUCGUGGAACAACAUGCUUUUGGUCUAUGCUCAGAAUGGCCACAUUGGAAAAGCUCGGGAGCUUUUUGAGAAGAUGGAGCACCGUGACCUGGUUUCAUGGACGUGCAUGGUAAGCGCGUAUGCUCAAGCUGGAAAUAUCAAAGAAGCCGAGUUCUUUUUCCAGAGAAUGCCUUUCACGAAUAUCGUGUCGUGGAACUCGAUGAUCUCGGCUUACAGCCAAAAGGGAAACUUUGAGAGAGUUGAGAAGAUGGUAGAAAAAAUGCCGCAGUCGAGUUUGUCGUCGUGGAACGCUGUUCUAGCUGCCAAUUUCGAUAGAGGAAAUCCGGAAAGAGCAAAACUAGUGUUUGACGAGAUGCCGGAGCACAGCUCCGUGGCUAUGAGCUCACUGAUUUGUGGAUAUGCGCAGUUUGGUUUCAUGGAUUUUGCACGGGAGGUUUUUGAGAGUGUUCCUCACAAAGAUCUACUGUCGUGGACGUCGAUUCUGAUCGCUUUCGCAAACCACGGAGAAGUGGAAGAAGCGAAGCAUUUGUUUGAAACAAUGCCACAGCGAGACAUCGUUGCUUGGAACGCAAUCCUGGUUAUGUAUGGUCAAAACGGUGAUUUAGAAAACGCAGCAAGGAUUUUCAGCUCUAUGCCCGAGCGCGAUCUCGUUUCAUGGACCUCGAUUCUGACCAAGUUCGCACAGAGGGGAAAACUCCAAGAGGCGAUGAAAAUCUUCGACGAGCUCGAAACUCUACACUCUCCUGACCAGGUUUGUUUCGUGGGAGUUCUCAUCGCUUGCAGCCACAAAGGAAAGCUUGCUCUCGCCAAGGAGUACUUUCUGUCCAUGAGACACGACUUUGGAAUAGAGCCUGUGAAGCAGCACUACUGUUGCAUGGUGGAUUUGCUCGCCAGAGCCUCGUAUCUGGAAGAUGCGAGAGAGCUCUUGGCGACGAUGCCAUUUAAACCAGAUGCUGUAAAUCUGGUGGCUUUUCUUUCGGCGUGUAGGAUGGGCCGGAUGAGUGAUGAUCAUAUUUGUCACAGUGCCGGUCUUGUCGCAAAGAGCGUCUUGGAUUUGGAUUCCAGGAAUGGAGCUGCUCACAUCUUGCUAGCAAACGUUCUGCGUGAUCCACCUGAAGUUUAACUUGUUGUUUUGUUCCUGCCGCGGAGGACAAUCUUGCAGUCUAGAUAUAUGUUCGACAAAGUUGAUGGCUAGCUUGAAUGAACGUCGCGUCCUUCUGGGUAAAAGUUUUAAGUCAAGGACGCUUCUUCCCAGCUAUUUGGAAUUCAUGAAUUCAUGGGUUUUAUCAGCGAUUUCAAAACGUGAAGGAAGUUUCCCUUGAGAAAAAUCGAGUCAAAGUCAUCAAAUGUGAGGCACGAGAAAGGGUAGCCUAUGUGAAAGUCCAGUCUGCGCCUCAAACUGUGAUCUAGACGUGUGGAAACUUUCUUUACAAUGCAAGAGAGAAGCAUUGAAGUUUUCUUCCACUUUGGCAAUUUAGCUUAGCGGUGGCUAAACUGUAGAAUCCAGCUAUAAAAACCGCCACAAAUUUCGAACGUGAGCAGCAAGGCAUCUCGCAGCGUGUUCUUCGGUGUUGCGGCAAAGUCUCAGCAAAGUUUCAAGAAAAAAUCUCGAUCCAUUUUCCCUCUUUUUGCAAGCAUGAAGAAGGUGACACUCUCAACUUGUGGGAGCUGCAAGGGAAAGACUGAUGCGCUUAAGAAGAUCAAAGGGGUUGAUAAGGUGGAAUCGGAGAAGUCAGGCCUGGUAGUGAUCGGCAAAUUUGAUGUGGACGACGUGGUCAAGGCGAUGAAUUGCCACCACAGUGUUCUUCGUUCCAUCGAGAACAAUUACGAGCCCCCAAAGAAGAAGGAAGAGAAGAAGGAAGAGAAGAAGGAUGGUGGUAGCGUUUUGUAUGUUUACGCCCACAACUACAAUCACUACAAUUGCAAGUGCUAAUUUGUUCUUCCAAUUGCAAGGGAUGGAUGGAUCUGCAAGAACAAGGGAGGUAGCGUGUGUAUGAAAUAAUUUCAAGAGUUUCAGAUCUAUAAGAGCAAUGAGUUUGACAGAGCAUUUAAUUGUCAGAAUCAUAACUGAUGUAAGGUUUUCAAAAGUUAGAUCUUUCUAUGAAUGCAAAAGACUUUGCACAGCACAAAUGCCGGUGCAAGUCAA
Messenger RNA from Selaginella moellendorffii, 3091 nucleotides. Its product is annotated as pentatricopeptide repeat-containing protein At4g02750-like. The record is from RefSeq and is a predicted model, not a curated record. The transcript is spliced from 2 exons. Bases 167 to 2068 code for a protein of 633 amino acids. Lineage: Eukaryota; Viridiplantae; Streptophyta; Lycopodiopsida; Selaginellales; Selaginellaceae. Gene Ontology annotation, molecular function: protein binding.